Messenger RNA from Octopus bimaculoides (California two-spot octopus), 610 nucleotides. RefSeq lists its product as uncharacterized. The record is from RefSeq and is a predicted model, not a curated record. Lineage: Eukaryota; Metazoa; Mollusca; Cephalopoda; Octopoda; Octopodidae. Gene Ontology annotation, biological process: regulation of apoptotic process. Gene Ontology annotation, molecular function: protease binding; death domain binding.
CCCUCUUAAAACAGGCACUGUGACCAUCGUGAAAAUGGAGCUGCAGAGUGAAGUGGGAGAGAUAUACACUGCUGGAUCAAAGAAUAUUCUAAUCGACCAGCCAAGGAAAGAUAAUCUUUUAAUAAGUGGAUAUGAUCAAUUGCCGAGUCCAUCAGCCAAUGUAGAGGUGUCUGAGAAAAGCAUGAAGAGCCUUCCCAGUGAAGUUAUUCCUCAGUCGGGAUCAGUUGUUGAUGAAUCGGAAGACAGCGAAGAUGUAAAGAUGAUGAGUGAAGAACACAAGAAAUGGCUGCAGGUCAACCGUGUGGAGUUAGUGCAGAAUUUGAUCCCGGAUGAGGUAUCUGAUCAUUUGUUGGGGAAGAAUGUAUUAACAAUGUCUGAAAAGGACCGAAUCAAAGCUGAAGGAGCGUCCAUGAAUAAAAAACUCAUUGAUACAAUCAUGUGCAAACCGGAUAAGGCUUUCUUUGUGUUCGUAGAAGCCCUGAAGCAAACUAAUCAACCCCAUUUGGCCAAUUUGCUGUCCCCUGCAAAGAAGCGAAAACAAGUGUCUGGUGGAGAAAAUGCCAAUGCAAAAAGAAUGGUCAUGCAGGUGAGUCAGUUGAUUUCAUUCUGA